ACAGCCGACAGAUCCAGGUACGAACGUGCUGACAGUGGACGAAUGUUGACUUGUCUUUCUUUCUCCAGAAGACGUCCUGGUAAUUUCUGUUGACGGACUUUGCCCGACCAUGUGGGCCGGACACGUUCGAGAACCUCGUUGCGGGUCUCGGGUGUACUUCCAAUGUUUGAGCACAUCGUUGGUGAGAAACAGCGUGCAAAGACUAGACCACUCCUCCUCCUCCUCCUGGGACGGACAGAUCUGAGCCUCCGGCAAGGUCAAUUCGCGGCGUCUGCCGAUAUUCUCGGGGACCCGACGGGGCAAAAUGUUUGGCGGCCCACUCCCUCAUCCAGUGGGGCCGCCUCCACGGUCAUCGAUGAAAAGAGGCAUUUAUUCGAUCUUAUCAUCUACCGCAGUACUAUCGUUGCUUAUGAUCGGAAAGCUCCUGCCCAAAGAAAAACAUUGCCUAGUCGAAUUCAGCAACACUACCAACGCUUUUGCGGUCGAAAUGGGUAUAGAUCUCCUGAAGCUGUAAAAUAUAGACGCAGGGGCGCUCCAAAAAGAAGAGUCGAACAAUUGAGAGAUAGAAAGAAAAAGAAGGGGGGAAAGAAAAGAAACCCAGAACCGGGGAAAAGAAAAUGAGAACCACCAAGAGCAGAUAUGAAAAGAAGUGGAUAUGGGGUGAUUGACAUGCCGUCUCCCAAUUGUAUGUCCUAUGGGCCAUUCAAGGGUUUCAUAUCUGACCCUUGAUGUCGACAAUCCGAUGAGCAUCAGCCUUGGCGGUCUCG
This is a messenger RNA of Aspergillus pseudotamarii, 767 nucleotides long. RefSeq lists its product as uncharacterized. Lineage: Eukaryota; Fungi; Ascomycota; Eurotiomycetes; Eurotiales; Aspergillaceae. Bases 163 to 621 code for a protein of 152 amino acids. The record is from RefSeq and is a predicted model, not a curated record. The transcript is spliced from 3 exons.